CGCUGACCUAAAGAAAACACUCUACUUACCGCAACACCAUCUGCAAAGAACAACAAGACAAUUUUAUAUUCUCAACCAUUAGAAUCAUGGGUAAAGGUCCUACAACAAACAAGCAUCACUGCCCGGGCGCGAAUGGCUGGGUCGGCGACGAGAGCCCUGGCAACUGCACCCCGAGUAUUGGCAGACUGAUAUACUGCACAAAGCACCAGAUGCCGUGCCGUCAGGGAUGUCCAGGCAAGAAACAUCUCAAGAACCAGCCAGGCUGUUUAUCGUGCAAGGCGAAAUGGCAGGAGGAGGCUAAACAGAAGAGGAAAGCAAAGGAAAAGUCGAAAGAGAAUGAGAAAGGUAAAGAACUCGAAGAUUUCUUGGAUCGAGGUAAAGAGAAGAAGAAGAAGAAGAAGUAGGUCCAUGCAUGCUUAGCAUGAACCCGAAGGGUGGUCUAGAGAAAGGGGGAGGUUCAAGAGACGUUCCGUUACAAAAAACGAAUAAGAAGAUUUGGGUUGAUGUGUUCGCUGGAUAUCUUAUGCUACUCUCGAUGUAAUGCGAUCGAUACACUGUAUGGACUAGUUUAAUCAAAAUCUUCAGCCACUAGAGCUAGAUUCGACUUUGGCUGGGUUGUUGUUGUGAUGACCA
Alternaria rosae is the source of this 633-nucleotide messenger RNA. RefSeq lists its product as uncharacterized. The transcript has a single exon. Bases 87 to 404 code for a protein of 105 amino acids. NCBI's taxonomy places the organism in Eukaryota, Fungi, Ascomycota, Dothideomycetes, Pleosporales, Pleosporaceae. The record is from RefSeq and is a predicted model, not a curated record.